Messenger RNA from Naegleria fowleri, 786 nucleotides. RefSeq lists its product as uncharacterized. Gene Ontology annotation, molecular function: nucleic acid binding. The coding region runs from base 1 to 786 and encodes 261 amino acids. The transcript has a single exon. The record is from RefSeq and is a predicted model, not a curated record. NCBI's taxonomy places the organism in Eukaryota, Heterolobosea, Eutetramitea, Acrasida, Naegleriidae.
AUGAAGGAUCAGAUCAAAAUUAUGCAUGUUAAUAGUCAUACAGGUAAACAAGAUAUCUAUAGCCGCAUAAAUGAAUUAGCAGAUAGGGCUGCUAAGAAAGGUGCUGAUUGUAACAAUAUUCUUACUAAUAUUCCAUCCAAUAAUUGGUAUAUUAUUAUCAACAAUGUAUUAUACACUCAAAACACUGGACAAACAAUGUACAAACUUCUAUUUCAACGCCUCCACAAAAGAACAUAUACGCCAAAGAACCUUCCUCCCAAGAACAGAAAGUUCACCAACAUUUACCCCUCAAUAGGAAUCGGUUUCAGAACCUUAAAUCUAAUAUUUAAAAUUAGAGUGAACGUGAUGAAGACUUUGGAAAAUUUAAACAAGAUAUCCAAGACGAACUUGCUAUGUCCUUGCUGUAGUAGAGAGACAAUGCAACACAUUAUUUUUGAAUGUAAAUACUAUAGUGAUAUAAGAAAAGAAAUGUUUAGGAAUUUAUAUAAUAUCUCAAUAUAUGCAAAGAAUAACAAGAAAUUCUCCAAACGACUAUUGUACCUCAUCAAGACUAAACAAGAUAUCCAUAGCCUAACAGGUGCUAAAGUUGGAUUGGGUAAGAAAUGGGACAAAGUAUUUACUAAGGAAGCUUAUCGAUUUAUUACUAAAAUGUGGAUGAAACGAAAUCAUUUUUUCAUGGAAGAAUUGAAACUCACCUGGAAUGAAUUUGAACAACAAUACGAUUUUAAUCCCAAUUUCAUUGAUUUGAACAAGUUUAAACUAUACAUGAAAUACCCACGACCAUGA